GCUCCUUGUGCUUGUUGCCAGACUUGGGCCCACCACUUGAAGCUUCUCUGAGAAACCCUGAGCUCCACUUUUGGCCCCCCUCCGCCUUCUGCGGUUAAGAGACGUUUGGUGACAGUCGCCGAGUAAAGCCACUAAUCCCACUUAUAUUUCCGCAUUUCCUUGCCCGAUUUAAGUCAGCGGUUUCAUUUUAUUCAAAUCAUUCCAGUUACAAAUAUUUAUUGGGAAUAAAAGCAGUUGAUUCCAGUUAAUAUGUGCAUGUGGCCAUGAAGGAUCUAAGCGAGGAGUUACUGGAUCGCCAUUUCAAGCAGCAGCUGGCCAGUUACAAGGAUGCCGAUCAGGCAAGGGCUAAGCAGUCGGAUCGCCUCAUCAUGGCCAGCUGGAUAAAGGUGUUCGAGAAGGCUCCGCUCAGCGAGAAGUUGGCCCGAAACAGCCUGAUGCUGCUCAUGCAUGGCCACCUGAAGGACUUUGGAGUGCUCAAGGAACCGUUCACGGAUGUGCGUAACUGCAGUAGGAAUCUGAAUGCAAUUUUGGAUGAGUACAGGGGCCAGCCAUGUAGGAAGUUGGCUACUGGCAGAUCACCUACUCACCUGCUCAAGAAGUGCUCCACUCAAAUUUUACGACCCAGGAAACUGGAACCCAUCAAGGAGGUUUCCGAACACUCGGAAAAGGAGCCUAGGACCAGUAGUUUUGCCAGCAUUGUGACGAUAAUUCGAAAAACGAAUACGCGAUCCUCUGACUCGAAGGACAGCCUAGUUUCUGCAAAGACUGGCUUCGAGUCCCCAAAUGGGGCUGAUAGUAACAAUGUGAAGGAAAGAGUCGAACUAUUAGAGUAUGAGCUCUCGAGGAAUAAGCAGCAUCCAUCGAGCUCCACAUUCAAUCGGGAUCAACCUGACAGCGGAAGAACCCGUUCCUCCACUUCCUUAUCCCAAGAGAUCAUAGAUCAGGUCAACCGCCGAUCAAGUGCUGUGAAAAAUCUAAGGGAUUGCUUUGAGGAAAUGACCGAACGUUUGAAAAACGCAAUCGAUCCGAAAUAUGCCGUACCCACGAAAUAUAACCCGAAGAUUCCGCCGCCAAAGCCACCAAAGAAGAUUCACCAGGAUGUGCCUGCCCAGCGAGUCCGGCAACCAAUAGGCCAAUGCCAUUCUCCCCCCAUUGGUUGCAGGGACACAACUGUUCAGGGAUUGCUGAUACGAAGAGAACAGCUGCGUGUCCAAUGCUUGGCGUACUACAACUCGGAUGGCACGAUGAAGGAUGUGAUGGACAUGCCUGAUCCCUCAAUGGAUACUAGAAAAGAUGAACAGAGAGUCAGAGGCUUCAUAAUUGGUGCCUACCGAGCCUUGGAACGUCUGAAACGCUGGCGCGGAAAAUCCAAACGUUUAAGAUUUUUCCAAACCUGCUUCCAGAAAUUUGGGCUUCGUAAUUUGUGGGAACUACAGGCUUUGGAUCGAAGAUUCGAGAGGGUGGCGCUCAAGUGGUAUCGCCACAAGGUGAUGGCUUGUCAACAGAACACCUGGCUUAUGUAUCGCAGGAGCAUCUUGGCCCAGAAGCCAUCGUACGACAAGGAUGAUCUACAGCAGAUGCGCCACCAGAUUGAGCUGCAGGAGCAGUUGCAGCGGGAGCGAAUGGUGCACCUGGCCAAGAUCAGGGAACUGUGCAGGAUCAACUGUCACGGGAUCAUCACCCAGGAAGUUCUUGGCAAGAUGCUCGAACGCCUGGACGAUGAACAAGCCCAGCUGGACGAGGAUCUCAAGUCACUGCUGCGCCAGAAGGCCCAACUGUUCCAGUGAAGCAUCCUGCGAAUCCGCAACUCUUCUCCCACCUGUUUUUGUACUCAUUUUGCACUUGUGUGUAAGCCUGCUUACACCGCGAGCUACGCUGCUCGUUAAUUAAUUUAAAUACUACGCUUUAUUAAAUUAAGAACUGCUGACAGGGAUACAAAGUAAACGCGUGGGUUGGGGGAAGGGACCAAAGCUGGAGAUGACUACACAAUAAACAAACAAUCUACUCGUAAA
This is a messenger RNA of Drosophila simulans, 2012 nucleotides long. RefSeq lists its product as uncharacterized. The transcript has a single exon. Bases 264 to 1787 code for a protein of 507 amino acids. The record is from RefSeq and is a predicted model, not a curated record. NCBI's taxonomy places the organism in Eukaryota, Metazoa, Arthropoda, Insecta, Diptera, Drosophilidae.